AUGGGGGAGAGUUCAAGGGCCUCAUCAUCGAAGUUCUUCAUCGCCCGCGCUCGAGAUCGGGACAAUAUCCUCAAGGAGGGGCGGGAAGAAGCCGGAGGCCAGUUCAUGGAGAUGCACCGGAACAAGGCCGUCGUAGUGGCGCACCUUGUACAUCCCAUAGAGUCUUGCAGGAGGGAGAACCAUGCGGCAAUAAAGAAUCAGCUGCAUGCAAUUGACACAAGGAUGGGAAGGAUGGGUUCUGCUGGCCAGAAAAGGCACACUAGCUCACCAGGGACCCAGUCCCAGUCAAACAUCUUCCUUCAUAAUAAACGUCUUCGUCUUCAGUUUCUUCAGCAAGUCAAUGAGUUGAAGGCUGGGAGUGUCACCAAAGAUCUCAAGGCAAUCACUGCCAAACGGCAUGAACUUUUUGGCAUCCUAGAAAGGCUACGACAAGUACCUAUCGAACAGCUUUAUUCCAGCCCACUGCCGAAAGCAUCAGAUUCAAGACUAGAUAACUUUGGAAAAAUUGGGAGCAGUUAUAGUCCAGAUAAUGUUAUUGACUUGGAUGCAGACGAAGACAAUGUUGAAUAUCACACCCAAGUUAAUGCAGGCAACACUGAGGCUGGUUCAACAGCAGCAGUUGAUUCAGUCGACAAGGACAGGGUUAAAUCCUUUGGUGAUGAGAAUUCAUCUUCUAAUCAAAAUGGUAAUUACAUCCAACAGAACCCGCUGCUUGAGCACCCUGUCGAACAUCAGGAAAUCAUCAGGCCGGACAAUUGCAAUAGCAGUACUGAACCACAGGCUUUAGUUAAGCAAGUGAACGACGGCAUGGACAAUGACGAUGUUUCUGCUGAGGCCAAAAAGAUUGUUCUAUUUGACAGCCACAGUUCUUCUGAUCAGCAGCCAUUGAUGAAGCGAGCACGUGGAAACAUAAACACUAAUACUGAGAAUGGUCUUAAAGAGAAAGGAAAGAUUGGAAGAACCAUAGCGAAACAUGUUGGUUCUUACGAAGUAUCUUGUGAAAUUCUACAAAAUGAACCACAGAGCAAUGAGGGUAAUCACAUUGAUAAUGGUAGCCCGGUUGAUGAGCUGGAUGAUCUGUGGAUGGGCAUGUCAGUUGCACUUGCAUGUUCAGAGACCAAUCAAGUUAAUCUGAGUAUAGUUCCAUUUGAGAGUAACUCUGAGGAAACAGAGGAUGCAUGUAACCAUGACUUCCUGUUGAAAGAUGAUUUGGGCAUGGUGUGCCGUAUUUGUGGUCUGAUCCAGCAGCGCAUCGAUAAAAUUUUUGAGCAUUCAUGGAAAAAGCGCAAUCAAGCGUACAGAACGUACCCAAUAAAACAAAGAAACUCUAGUGAUCCAGAUGCAACUAUGAAUGCUCUAGGAACUAUUUUAAGUGUUGCCCCUGAUACUCUGUCAAUGCAUCCUCAACAUUCAGAACAGAUGAAACCUCACCAAGUGGAGGGUUUCAAUUUCUUGAUUAAGAAUCUGGCAGAUGAGGACAGCCCAGGAGGGUGUAUUCUAGCACAUGCGCCUGGUUCUGGAAAGACAUUUCUGCUGAUUAGUUUUGUCCACAGCUUUCUGGCCAGGUACCCUGCUGGGAGACCAUUGAUUAUGCUUCCAAAGGGUAUACUGGGAACAUGGAAAAGUGAAUUUCUCCGUUGGCAAGUUGAGAACAUUCCUUUGUAUGAUUUUUACUCCUCCAAAGCUAGUAGCCGACCUGAGCAGCUGAAAGUUUUGAAAUUGUGGGAAGAAAGCAAAAGCAUAUUGCUGCUUGGCUAUCAACAAUUUGCACAUAUAAUUUCUGACAACUCUUCUGAUAGAGAAACCAUAAUGUGCAAAGAGAAGCUGCUGAGAGUCCCAAGCCUUGUAAUUCUAGAUGAAGGCCACACCUCGAGAAACGACCAAACAGACCUGCUCAAUGCACUUGAAACUAUUCGAACUCCUCGAAAAGUGGUGCUCUCAGGGACCCUGUUUCAGAACCACGUAAGUGAGGUUUUCAAUAUUUUGAAUCUUGUGCGACCCAGAUUCUUGAAGAUGCAAAGGUCACGUGCAAUCAUGAAGAGUAUACUGACUAAGGUGGACAUGUCAGGGAUGGCUAUGCGAUCGAAAACCAUAUCAGAAAAGGUUUUCUAUGAAUUGAUUGAGGAGAAUCUUCAGAAGGAUUCCAAAACAAUGAGGGUGAUGAUUAUCCAGAAUCUACGCAAGCUAACUGAAAAUAUUCUCCACUACUACCAAGGUGAGAUCUUGAAGGAGCUACCUGGACUUGUGGAUUUCACAGUUUUGCUAAAUAUGAGUAGCAAACAGGAAGAUAUCAUCAAGGGUUUGGCAGGACUGAAAAGAUUUGAAGCACAUGCAAAAUGCAAUGCUGUUUCACUUCAUCCAUGCUUAAAGGAUGUCAAGAUUGUUGACAAGAAAAAUAGAAACAUCAGCAAAAGGAUGAUGGAUUCAAUUGUAUGUGGAAUUGAUAUCAGUGAUGGGGUGAAGGCAAAGUUCAUACACAAUCUGUUGUCACUUUCAGAAGCUGCAGGAGAGAAGGUACUUGUGUUCAGCCAGUAUGUUCGCUCUCUUCAUUUCUUGGAAACGUUGUUCAUCAAAAUGAAAGGAUGGAAGCCAGGAGUUAACACUUUCCUGAUGGAUGGCAGUUCAACUCAAGAGCAGCGAGAGCAAGCAAUUGGGAGGUUUAACAACUCACCUGAAGCUAAAGUCUUCUUUGGUUCCAUCAAGGCUUGCGGGGAGGGGAUCUCCCUCGUUGGUGCAUCCCGCAUUGUUAUUUUGGAUGUUCAUGAGAAUCCUGCUGUGAUGCGCCAGGCAAUUGGACGGGCAUUCAGACCGGGGCAGUCCAGAGUUGUGUACUGUUACCGCCUCGUUGCUUCUGGCUCAUCAGAGGAGGAGGAUCACCACACCGCCUUCAAGAAAGAGCGAGUGUCGAAGCUGUGGUUCGAGUGGGAUGAGCUCAGCAGCAACGAGGAUUUUGAGCUGGCCAAGGUUGAUGUUUCAGACUGCAAGGACAUGUUUCUUGAAAGCCCUGCACUACAAGAAGACAUCAAAUCCCUAUUUAAGAGGUGA
This is a messenger RNA of Miscanthus lutarioriparius, 3045 nucleotides long. NCBI's taxonomy places the organism in Eukaryota, Viridiplantae, Streptophyta, Magnoliopsida, Poales, Poaceae. The record is from the annotation of a GenBank genome assembly.